Molecule: messenger RNA, 2283 nt
Organism: Coccidioides posadasii C735 delta SOWgp
Lineage: Eukaryota; Fungi; Ascomycota; Eurotiomycetes; Onygenales; Onygenaceae
Biological process (GO): ubiquitin-dependent protein catabolic process; positive regulation of proteasomal ubiquitin-dependent protein catabolic process; protein polyubiquitination
Cellular component (GO): ubiquitin ligase complex; cytoplasm
Molecular function (GO): ubiquitin protein ligase activity; zinc ion binding; ubiquitin conjugating enzyme binding
Source: RefSeq, a predicted model, not a curated record
AUUUCGCAUUCAAACACUUUGUUCUGUUUCCUUUCAGUACCACACCUCCUUUGCUGCAUAGCUGUCACUCCCACCCAACCCUCCAGAAACAAGCGCGCUCACAAUCCACACUCCCAACACAACCCUGUAACUCAGCAAAGGCUGUGGCGUGACAGAGGGCUUUUUUCCCUUCCUUUCACAGGGACAUCUGCAACUCAACAGAUACCACAUAGAACGCGUGACCACCUCCCACCCAAAGUUGGGAAGGCAACAGCAGUCCAGCAAGGCUGGAGAACUCUAGCCAUCCUUCAUUCUUACAUACGGAGCUGCACGGUUGGAGAUACCGUCAUCAUGGAUUCGGACGACGAGUUCAUGAGCGAUGUGACAAGCCAGCUUGACGAAGAUAUGGAUUUCAUUGGUACUCAAGAUAGUGAUGAGGAUAGUCUAGGUGAAGAUUUUGACGCUGACCUGGGUGCCUCUUUCACGGACGAGAAAGAAGUAACGAAGAAGUCACGGAAAGCCUAUGAAGUCGAAUUCAAAGUCCUGAGCCCGGAUGAUAUACAACGAGAGCAAACGGUACAGAUCAACGAGGUCUCCUCUAUCCUCGGCCUACCCCCUGAGUCUGCGGCUAUUUUACUCCGGUUCGGUCGGUGGAACAGAGAGAGGCUGAUCGAGUCGUAUAUGGACCACCCAGAGAAAAUAUUAGAAGAGGCGGGACUAGGGUCUAAUAUCACCGGAACGCCGAAGACGGAAGUUGUCGAUGGGUUUAUGUGUGAUAUUUGCUGUGAGGACGGCGAGGAUUUGCAAACAUUUGCCAUGCGAUGUGGUCAUAGAUUCUGCGUUGAUUGCUAUCGUCAUUAUCUUGUGCAGAAAAUCAAGGAGGAAGGUGAGGCAGCUAGGAUACAAUGCCCGCAAGACCAGUGUCAACAAAUUGUGGACUCGAAAAGUCUCGAAUUACUCGUUCCGGAUGACAUUAAGGAGAGGUACCAUAUCCUCUUAACAAGAACUUACGUUGACGACAAAGCGAACUUGAAAUGGUGCCCGGCCCCGAAUUGCGAAUUUGCUGUGGAUUGCUCGGUAAAGACGCGAGAACUCGACCGGAUCGUCCCCACAGUACGUUGCUCGUGCGCACACAUGUUCUGCUUCGGCUGUACUCUAAACGACCAUCAACCCGCUCCCUGCGCCAUUGUCAAAAUGUGGUUGAAGAAGUGCAAGGACGAUUCAGAAACCGCAAACUGGAUAUCAGCCAACACUAAGGAGUGUCCCAAAUGUCACUCGACAAUAGAAAAGAAUGGUGGAUGUAACCAUAUGACAUGUCGAAAGUGCAAGCACGAAUUUUGCUGGAUGUGUAUGGGCCUGUGGUCAGAACACGGCACCAGCUGGUAUAACUGCAAUCGUUACGAAGAGAAGUCUGGCGCCGAGGCGCGGGAUGCCCAGGCGCGGUCUCGAAGAUCUCUUGAAAGAUAUCUCCAUUAUUACAACCGUUAUGCAAAUCACGAGCAGUCGGCCAAGCUCGACAAGGAUCUAUAUCUGAAGACGGAGAAGAAGAUGGUAAACCUCCAGACUCAAUCAGGCAUGUCGUGGAUCGAGGUGCAAUUUUUGGAUACGGCCUCCCGAACUCUCCAAGAGUGCAGGCAGACACUCAAAUGGACAUAUGCUUUCGCCUUUUACCUUGCACGUAACAAUUUGACCGAGAUGUUUGAAGACAACCAGAAGGACCUAGAAUUGGCCGUGGAAAGCUUAAGUGAGAUGUUCGAAAAGCCCGUUGCCGAAUUAGCGGAAGUGAAGGGCGACAUUCUAGAUAAGACAGCAUAUUGCGAUCGAAGGCGAUGCACGUUACUCAGCUAUACAGCUGAGAAUUUGAAAGCUGGGGAAUGGUCCUUCAAUGUUGAUAUUACCAUGGCAUAGACUAAGGAUGCUUCUCUCAUUUUUUUUUUUCAUUUUUUUUUUCUCAGCUAUAUCUGGUCUUGAUGAUGGUUGAAGAUUUUAUGCCUGGCGUAAAGGGUAGCAUAUUUGCAAUUAUCUGACCAGUUUCGAAACAUAUGUAACCUGAACAGUUCUCAGUGCCUAAUUCUUCGUUUAUGCUAUCUACGAAGGCUUUUAUAUUUACCUUAACGGGACACGACGCAUGAUCUCAAAACAUUUGACAUGGCGACAAUAUUUUCUUGAUAUGCAUUAGGAGGAUAUUACCAAAAAUACAUGAUGACUCUGAUAGCAGAAUUAAAUGUAUAAUAUGCUGCUAUAUUCCACAUAGACUACCGUUUUUGCAUUUUAUCUGAUCUCUUUUGAUGAGAGAACGCAACC